Dama dama (fallow deer) is the source of this 2376-nucleotide messenger RNA. It is a transcript of the gene NIP7, whose product is annotated as nucleolar pre-rRNA processing protein NIP7. The transcript has 5 exons. Lineage: Eukaryota; Metazoa; Chordata; Mammalia; Artiodactyla; Cervidae. Gene Ontology annotation, molecular function: RNA binding. Gene Ontology annotation, cellular component: preribosome, large subunit precursor; nucleus; nucleolus. The record is from RefSeq and is a predicted model, not a curated record. Bases 143 to 772 code for a protein of 209 amino acids. Gene Ontology annotation, biological process: ribosome assembly; ribosomal large subunit biogenesis.
GGAUUACGGGGCGCUAGCGUGGGGAACUAUUAGAAAGCAGCUAGAGAGGCCGGCUUUGGGGUUGCCAAGGAGCGGCUGGCGGCUGGGCUUCCGUUUCCGCUAACUGAGGCACGAGGAUCCGGCGUUCCAACCCAGCGAGAAAAUGCGGCCGCUGACUGAAGAGGAGACCCGAGUAAUGUUUGAGAAGAUAGCAAAAUACAUCGGGGAGAAUCUUCAGCUGCUGGUCGACAGGCCCGACGGCACCUACUGUUUCAGGCUGCACAACGACCGGGUGUACUACGUGAGUGAGAAGAUUUUGAAGUUGGCCGCCAAUAUCUCCGGUGACAAGCUGGUGUCGUUGGGAACGUGCUUCGGAAAAUUCACUAAGACCCAUAAGUUUCGGUUGCACAUCACGGCUCUGGAUUACCUCGCACCCUAUGCCAAGUAUAAAGUGUGGAUAAAACCUGGAGCAGAGCAGUCCUUCCUGUAUGGGAACCAUGUGCUGAAAUCUGGACUUGGGCGAAUCACUGAAAACACUUCUCAGUACCAGGGAGUCGUGGUCUACUCCAUGGCAGAUGUCCCUCUGGGGCAGCAAGCUACUGUGCUCUUAAGUAAUCCUAAGGAGAGACAAGGACCUGAAGUCUUCGAGCCAACAGCCAGCCAGAAAGUAUGUCCUGCAAACAACCAGCCAGUGGAGUCAGCACAGAAGCAGACUCAUCAGCCCCGGAAAACUCCGAUAACUGCAGCCGUAGCAGACAGCUUGACUAUGAUCUCACGAGAGACCUCCAGUUAGAAACACAGCUAAAUCACUACCAGAUUCCUGACCCUUGGAAACUGAGAGACAGUAUUUAUUUUUUUAAGCUGCUAAAGUUUUGGCUUACUUUGUUACACAGCAGUAAACAGUAAUAUAAUAACAAGAGAUCUGGCACCUGGUGGAAAAUGAAAAAGCAGAAGGGAGUCAACAUAAGAAAAUGGUUGACUGUUUUAAGGGAAUCUAGAUUUUGCUAACAAAUUUUUCCUAAUGAAGUGUCCAAACAAGAGAUCUAUGAACUUUAAUAAAAAACAUGCAGCUGAAGAUGAAAGCCAACAGGCUCUUCUAGAAGACAGAACUAUAACCCUUGGGUUCUGGAAGAGUUGCAUUUCUGAAUUAGCUGGCCACUUAAGAGUAGUUACAUGAAUUACCCUGAACUGGCACCAUUUCUUCCCAUUCAAAAGAUCCUUAAGCUAUUUUCCAAGUAGGCAUGGAUUUCUCCUCCUUUGCUAAUGUCUUUUCUGGCAUUUUAUCUCCGACACAAACCUGACUCACGGGUACUAAAAAUCUAUUCUUGUAAUCAUUCCUCCUUGGAAUGAGAAUUUUCUCAGCAUUCCUUGCAAGACCAAAAGUAGAUCCUGCCCCAAGGUCCUUAACUGAAUAAAUAAAAUAUCGGCAUCCCACACAGUUUUUUUAACUGUUUUUUUUGUUUGUUUUUUUUUUAAACAGGGUGUCUGAGUACCCAGCACACAGUCAAGGGACCAAAAGUCUUCUUUGCUAAGCAAGGUUUUAUUUCCUACCUCUCUACUCUUGAGAUCUCAUCCUUUUAGGAGGUGCUCUUAUCUUUUCUUACCAAUUUCCUUACUUUCACCACUAAGACAGUGCUGAGCUAUUGUUGUUCAGUCCCCAUCUCUGCAUCUGCUUCCACACCCCCAGCCUUGGUUAUUGGAGAAGAAAAAGAUUUUUCUGACUGGUUUCCAUGGCCACUUCAAUGUUUUAAAUAUAGAUAAGUUCCACUACUCAAAGCUACCUGAACCAUGACAUAGUUCCAGUCCCAAAUUCCUAGACACUCUACAAGCUUUUUUCUUGUCAAGAACGCUCCCUGCGCCAGCCUCCUACCAUUACUAUUUCUCUAACUGGCUGAUUAUCUCAGCAUCUCUGAUUCUGUCUGCUCAAAGGGAAUGUUCCCUAAGCCUCUCAGUAAUUGCAUGAAAGAGCACAACGCGGUCCCACAUUUUCCAAGGCACCAGCUCUUCUCCUUGGUCUGUAAUAAACAAGGGUGACCAAAUCCUAGGCCAGUUACUUUUAGCACUUUCUACAUGCUGCUCUGAAUGGUACAACCUCCAAAAUGUCAUUCUUCAAUGCCAACUCACUUCCUGUGUACUGUGGCCCCUCCUGUCAGGGCCACAAGGAAGACCAUCAAAAAUCACAAAAGCUGAGCAUGUGCCUCAACAGUCCUUUCCAAGACUGGGCUAGGAAGAAGGGUCACCUGAUGAAGUAACACCUAUGUGUGUGAGUUAAUGUGUUUUGAGUGUGCUCACUUGCUCUCUCUCCAUCCCUGUCUGUCCUCCACCCCACACAGGAAAUAUAAGCACUGAUUCCUCAAACAACUCUGAUCUUUGUUAAAAGAAAAAAGAAAUUAAAAA